This is a messenger RNA of Talaromyces stipitatus ATCC 10500, 840 nucleotides long. RefSeq lists its product as uncharacterized. The record is from RefSeq and is a predicted model, not a curated record. Bases 160 to 840 code for a protein of 226 amino acids. The transcript has 2 exons. Lineage: Eukaryota; Fungi; Ascomycota; Eurotiomycetes; Eurotiales; Trichocomaceae.
CGAUGUAUACGGCCAGCGGGAGAAGCAGAAUGUUCAACCGAAUCAUGCGAACGCUGUAAACGAGGCAAUAAAACAUGCACAAUUCCAGAAAGGAAACCACAAGGCCGUAGUCCCGGGGCAGUUGGUCGAUAUCGAGGCUUUGAGAAGGUCUAUCGCAAAAUGAAAUCGGAGCUACGGAAGGCGAAAGUAUCGGCUGAUGGCGCUCAUCGGAUACAGGAGAUUACCAAGCAGGCUGAGGCUGAAGGAGAAACGGAAAUCCUGAAUAUGAUAUUAGGAGACAUCGUAGACCUUUCAGAGCUACGUUUUGCCGACCAUCAUACAAAUACCAUGGGGACUCGUGACAACCACGAAGCACAAACUGAGUCGGUCGGAGGGGAUGCACCAACAGUAGGGCCGCAGUUGGAAUCAUUCCCUUCUCAACCAAUCCAUAUACUCCGGCCACAGCCACAGCAAGACCAAGACAUAGAUAGAGAACCAAUCAACAAUCCUCUCGCACUAUUGGCCGAUGCAUCGGGAGCAGCGCAGAAACUUUGUCGGAAAGGCAUGACAUCGACUCUUUCUCCCGCUUCACAUGCCGACUCAUCGACAUCUAAUGGAACAAUUUCGUCGUCUGGAUCCGCCUUAGCGCGUUAUAUCUCACUGGUUCUACGACUCAAUCGUGCAAGCUUGGAGCAGGGACUGGAAGCUCUCUUCACGGAUCCAAGUGAGUCUGAUUAUCGACGCCUGGAUUACUUCAAACCACCGAACACUGAGACUCCACGGGACGUCGGUUCGGAUAUCGGCCCGGUAGACUUGGGAUUGGUAACAAUGGACGAAGCGUGCUAUUUAUUUCCCAUGUGA